Molecule: messenger RNA, 1022 nt
Organism: Microbotryum saponariae
Lineage: Eukaryota; Fungi; Basidiomycota; Microbotryomycetes; Microbotryales; Microbotryaceae
Source: the annotation of a GenBank genome assembly
AUGGCGACCAUGGCAACCUCAGCUACCCCCAUUCCCGCUUCUGCGACAGCGACGCUGACGACGAACGUCCCCUCCGCCAAGUCCGAGCUCCCCGAGUUGCUCGAUGUGCUUCGCAUCACCCGUGAGGCCAUGACCCUCGACAUCCCGACGUCGCUCCCUGAGCUUGCGAGCGACGGCCUCGCCAACAUUGUCUUCGGCCUAGGUGACUUGAGUGUGAAACCUGGAUCGCCUUGGGCGCGCGAGAACCUGACGGCGUUCGGUCAACGUGAGGCGAAUCGCAUCGCUGCCGAAGUCGUUCUCCUUGCGAUGCAAGUUCACAAAGUGGAGACCCAGCCGGGCAAGAGGCGAGCGAGCCUGGCUACCUUGUGAGUCGACAUUGCGGGCGAAGCUCGGCAUGUGUGCUGCCUAAAUCGAAGCUUGAAGCGCUGCAUAUGCAUCGAUACUGAUCAAAGAUCGUCCUUCAUACCCUUACCUUUCCCAGGUCGCAACGCAUGACGAAGAAUCGCAUAUUCGCCCAUUGGGCCAGAGAGGUCGGCAUCGUGGAGGAACUCAAGCGCUUCGGUGGACCUACGGCCAAACCUUUGGUGAAGACUCUGGCCGCGAAUCUGGAGACGUUCAUCGGCGCGCUUAGUCUGGUGCAAGGCUCGUCGGCGCCGACUUUUGUCUUGGCCCCCCUCAUCUUGCGCGAGUACAAGCGCAUGGUCGGGUUCGUGGAUUCUCCCACCGCGGACUCAGAUUCAGUCACCGACGGUGCUCGUGCUCCUUUCAAGUCGUGGGUUCCCAAUACUAUCUCCGCGACCGACUACCAAGAUAUUCAGAUGGCUCUCCAGGACUUGAACAAGUCAGGCGGUACCACCAAAGUCCGUACCCCUCGUGCCAAACGCGCCGUCAAGGAACCCGCCGCGGUAAAGACCUCGGCUUUCAGUGUCUCUCGCGCUUUUGAGACGAUCAACGCUCUCUCGGCGUUCAAGACCAUGUACGACGUCUUCGUUCGCAUGAUUGAGAUGCUUGGUGAUAACUAG